This is a messenger RNA of Callithrix jacchus (white-tufted-ear marmoset), 6082 nucleotides long. RefSeq names its product tripartite motif-containing protein 16. Lineage: Eukaryota; Metazoa; Chordata; Mammalia; Primates; Cebidae. The record is from RefSeq and is a predicted model, not a curated record. Gene Ontology annotation, molecular function: zinc ion binding; protein binding.
GAUGUUGUGAUGGGGGCUGAGGGAGAUUUCCAUCCCACCUAGGAGACGAGAGAAGGAGCUGCACUGGUUGAGAGGUGGCAGGAAAAAUUGUCUUUAGGGGACAUUCAAGUUUUGGUUAAGACAAGGGGCAAAGCAGAAUCCAAGGAGAGACAGAAUAUCAAGAUGCCCCAGGGCCCACUGGGAACAAAGUAGGUUGGCAGCUGUAGAGCCUUUGAAGCAAUAGGGAAUUUGAGUGCAAAAGAAUCGUGUGACUUUCUAGCCUCAAUGUUUGGGUGCCAAGGGUUUGAGCAUGGACAUUUGAGGCUUGAUGAGAUGUGCCACAGUCCCUAGAAGCAGGAUCAGAACUUGGGCCUAAUGGUGUUCUGCUUAGAGGGUUGGCAGUAGAGGGGACUUAGAAGUUGUGAAUUCUGUGGUCCCAGAGGGCUGGGGACGAGCCUCCAGAGGAGCCGCCAUUCCCAAUCCCGUGCCUUUGCCAGAAACCACAACCUGAACAUGAUGCCAUCUCCCAGUAAGCUCAGAAAUGCACUUAGACCCUGCUGCAACAUAAUUCCUCAGUAGGCCAAACUAGAAAUUGAUUUACUGGCCCUGACUUAGGCCAGCAUACUCAUUUCAUGGACAAGGAAACUCAGGUUAAGAGAGGACAAAUGAUUGGGCUGGGCCAGGCCAGGGCCCACAUUCACUUUCCUGUUUUCCACACUACUGUGGAAUGUCUGCUAGCUCAGGGCUUCAGUGGGGGCAUUGAUGAAGGGCUGAGCACACCCAUGAACUGCUCUAAAAGGGUUAGCCAUAGAGAAGGGGCAGGCAUGAAACAAUGCAUUAGAGAAGAAAAGGUGGGAAUGAGAUAGGGAGGGAAGAAGUGAGCCACGUGGAAACCCAAGCAGGCCCUAUGCCUUCUGAUUUCUACUGAAGCUGUAGAAAGGGCCAGAGAGGGCAACCACCUUUUCUUCCCCCUUCUCAGAUCAGAGGCCCUGUGGCAUGUGGGUAAACCAGUUCAGCCUCCAGUACCAGGUCACUCUGAAAAAGGGAUUAAAAGGAAAGCACACCGUCUGUUAAUACUGGAGAAAGCACUGAGAAUGGUCUGGACUGGGAGAAACCAGUCCUCCUGGCUGGAGACAUGAAAACCAUGAAAUUAAAUUCCAGAGCUCUCGUAGAAGCCUGUGUGGCUUUGUGUGGUCUGACAAGCUACAUUUAUUUUUUUUAAAUUUUUAAAAAGGACCCAAAAUAUAAGGACUUAAAUGACAGGACAGCCAUUUAUCCUUUCCUUCCCCAUCCAUAGAACUGGACCUGAGGCAGCUAGGAAUAGGAUGCAUGUUUUGACCCUAGCCAGGAUCAGAAAGAAGGAAACUUCUGAGGUUCUUCAGCAGUGGAAGAGGGCAGUCAGGACAGGGACACUGAGGAAGUGUUACAUUGCUAAAAAAGGCUACUUACGCAUAUACUAUGCAUGGCUGAACAUAAACAGGACUGUGUCUGGGAUGAACUUGUAAAGUCUCUGUCUUCCAAAUCUGAGUAGUCACUGGGUUUCUUGGAUUUCUGAAAAGUCCUGGUCAGUGACGAGAAACAUCCCUGUGUUUAUCUAGCUUCAUCCAAAUCCUGUAGAGCUCACCCCAGGGUUGCAGAGCAAUAGGGAGUAUAAUAUCUUGGAACCAUCCUAAUGCCUGAUCCCUGGGGCUAGCUGGAUCUGACCUCUCCCUCUACACCUGAUCUUUCUCUGUUCCAUUCACCUUCCAAAUCCAUUUGAGUUCAGUUCAAAUGUAUCUGAUUCAGUAAUCCUGGAAAAGCUGUAGAAAACUCUAGGAUACAGAAUUUGGGGUCCAGGUAUCCUGGAAUAAUCCUGGAUUCCUUUGUAUCCACCUACAAAUGGGGGUACAAAUGCAAAUGUGUACCCCCAUCUAGGAGUCAUGCCUAGCAACUCCUUUUAAGGAACUAGAGGCUUCCAAUCUUGUCCCCUGACCAUGUGUGAUGGGCUGAAUUGUGUCUCCCUCUCCAAAUGUGUAUGUUGGAAUCCUUACCCUUAAUACCUCAGACGUGACUGUAUUUGGAGAUGGAGUCUUUAAAUAGGCAGUAGAGAGUGGGCCCUAAUCUAGGCUCACUGGUGUCCUUAUAAGAAGAGGAGAUUAGGACACAGAUAUGUAUAGAGGGAAGACCAUGUGAAGACACAGGAGAAGCCACCUGUGAGCCAAGGAGAGAGGCCUCAGAAGAAAGCAGCCCUGCCAAUGACUUGGUCCAGCUUCUAGAAGUGUGAGGAAAUGAAUUUCUAUUGUUGAAGCCAACCAGUGUAUGGUUCUUUGCUAUGGCAGCCCUAGCGAACUCAUACACUGUGUGGCUUAGUGUGUUUGUGUUGCUGUAAAGGAAUACCUGAGGAGGUGGGGGUAAUGUAUAAAGAAAAGAGGUCUUUUGGCCAAAGACCUCUUUGGUUUUGGAGGUUGUAUAAGAAGCAUGGUGCUGGCCUCUAUUUCUGGUGAGGGCCUCAGGCUGCUUCUAUCCACAGUGGAAGGGGUAGGGGAGCCAGCAUGGGCAGGGUUACAUGGAGAGAGAGGAAGCAAGAGAGGGAGUGGUUCCAGGCUCUUUUUAACAGUCACAUCUCAUGGCAGCUAAUAGUAAUAGAACGAGAACUCACUCAUCACUGUGGGGAUGGCACCAAGCCAUUCAGGCGGGAUCCACCCCCAUUACCCAAACACCUCCCACCAGGCCCCUCCUCUAGUAUUGGGGAUCAAAUCUCAACAUGAGGUUUGUGGGAACAAAUGUCUCAACUAUAACACCAUGUCUAGGAAUGUUUUGUCAAGUGGGCAAAAGGACUGUUAACCUAAAGGGGCUGAAUGGAGCCUUCUGUGGAAGGAGACAAAGUCUUCCCUGACACUCCUGAUCUCCACUGAGUACCCACGUGAUGUUCAUCUCCCGGAGUAUGACGGACAUUACUCGAAUGUUCAGGAUGAUGAUAUGGAAAGGUCAGCAUCAGAAACAUACAUGCUGGCUGGGUGCGGUCAUCCCAGCACUUUGGGAGGUCAAGGUGGGCAGAUCACCUGAGGCCAAGGGCUGGAGACCAGCUUGGCCAACAUGGUGAAACACUGUCUGUACUAAUAAUACAAAAAUGAGCUAGGCAUGGUGGCAGGCACCUGUCAUCCCAGCUGCUCAGGAGGCUGAGGCAGGAGAAUCACUUUAACCCAGGAGGCAGAGGUUUCAGUGAGCCAAUUAGCACCACUGCACUCCAGCCUGGGGGACAGAGUGAGACUCUGUCUCAAAAAAAAGAGCAGGCAUCCUAUUGUAGCUGCCUCAUGUCCAGUUCUAUGAGAUGGGAGUGGAUUAAUGGCUCUCCUGUUGUUGAAGUCCUUACAUUUUACAUCUCUUUAAAAAAAGAAAACAAAAUUGUAGUUUGUCAGAUCACACAAAGCCACACAGGCUUAUAACAGAGCUCAGGAAUCUCCAGUCCUUUCCAGAGCAAGCACAGAGACACAUGGUCUUCAGCAGAGCCUAUGGGGUACAGAUGAUUUAUAUAAGAAUAGAAAUUUCAGGGCUGGACCUGAGGAGACAGCCUGAGCCUGAGUAAUCUAGCUGCCUUGUCAUCGCAUCUGGCUGCCAUCCAACCCCAGGACACAGUAAUGAGAGACUGAGCUUCCUCUGGGAGGAAGCAAACAGUUAAAUUCUUGCAGCAGCUGCAGUCAUCUAGGCGUGGUUCUCUUGUCUGACUUGGGACUGCAGAGAUCCUGGGCCAAGGGACAGAAGAAAGACAGCCUAGGAGCAGAGCUUCCAAGAUGGCUGAGUUGGAUCUGAUCGCUCCAGGGCCACUGCCCAGGGCCACUGCUCAGCCCCCAGCCCCUCUCAGCCCAGACUCUGGGUCACCUAGCCCAGAUUCUGGGUCAGCCAGCCCAGCGGAAGAAGAGGACGUGGGCUUCUCGGAGAAGCUUGUCAGGGAGCCAGAGGAACAGGACAGUGACUCUGCAAAGCAGGGGGAUCCUGCUGGUGAGGGGAAGGAAGAGGUCCUGUGUGACUUCUGCCUCGAUGACACCAGAAGAGUGAAGGCAGCGAAGUCCUGUCUGACCUGCAUGGUGAAUUACUGUGAAGAGCACUUGCAGCCGCAUCAGGUGAACAUCAAACUGCAAAGCCACCUGCUGACCGAGCCAGUGAGGGACCACAACUGGAGAUACUGCCUUGCCCACCACAGCCCACUGUCUGCCUUCUGCUGCCCUGAUCAGCAGUGCAUCUGCCAGGACUGUUGCCAGGAGCACAGUGGCCAUACCAUACUCUCCCUGGAUGCAGCCCGUAGGGACAAGGAGGCUGAACUCCAGUGCACUCAGUUAGACUUGGAGCGGAAACUCAAGUUGAACGAAAAUGCCAUCUCCAGGCUCCAGGCCAACCAAAAGUCCGUUCUGGUGUCGGUGUCAGAGGUCAAAGCAGUGGCUGAGAUGCAGUUUGGGGAACUCCUUGAUGCUGUGAGGAAGGCCCAGACCAAUGUGAUGCUCUUCUUGGAGGACAAGGAGCAAGCUGCUCUGAGCCAGGCCAAUGGCAUCAAGACCCACCUGGAGUACAGGAGUGCCGAGAUGGAGAAAAGCAAGCAAGAGCUGGAAAGGAUGGCAGCCAUCAGCAACACUGUCCAGUUCCUGGAGGAAUACUGCAAGUUUAAGAAUACCGAAGACAUCACCUUCCCUAGUGUUUACAUAGGGCUGAAGGAUAAACUCUCGGGCAUCCGCAAAGUCAUCACGGACUCCACAGUACACUUAAUCCAGUUGUUGGAGAACUAUAAGGAAAAGCUCCAGGAGUUUGCCAAGGAAGAGGAGUAUGACAUCAGCACUCAAGUGUCUGCUGUUGUUCAGCGCAAAUACUGGACUUCAAAACCUGAGCCCAGCACCAGGGAACAGUUCCUCCAAUAUGCGCACGACAUCACGUUCGACCCGGACACGGCACACAGGUAUCUCCGGCUGCAGGAGGACAACCGCAAAGUCACCAACACCACACCCUGGGAGCACCCCUACCCGGACCUCCCCAGCAGGUUCCUGCACUGGCGGCAGGUGCUGUCCCAGCAGAGUCUGUACCUGCACAGGUACUAUUUUGAGGUGGAGAUCUUCGGGGCAGGCGCCUAUGUUGGCCUGACCUGUAAAGGCAUCGACCGGAAAGGGGAGGAGCGCAACAGUUGCAUUUCCGGGAACAACUUCUCCUGGAGCCUCCAAUGUAACGGGAAGGAGUUCACGGCCUGGCACGGUGACAUGGAGACCCCGCUCAAAUCCGGCCCUUUCCGUAGGCUCGGGGUCUAUGUCGACUUCCCAGGAGGGAUCCUUUCCUUCUAUGGCAUAGAGUAUGAUGCUAUGACUCUGGUUCACAAGUUCGCCUGCAAGUUUUCAGAGCCAGUCUACGCUGCCUUCUGGCUUUCCAAGAAGGAAAACACCAUCCGGAUUGUGGAUCUGGGAGAGGAACCCGAGAAGCCAGCACCGUCCUUGGUGGAGACUGCUUCCUAGCCUACAGGAACCAUAUGCCAGGCCUUUGCUAGCCAUAGUGAUGGGAUUUGCAUUUUAGGGUGAUUUGUGGGCAGAAAUAACUGCCAGUGGUAGCAGGUUUUUGAAAUCUCAUGCAUCUCCGAAUGAGAAGAUUCUCCAGCUGCUCUCCUUUGCUCCAUACGGUGCUGUUCUUUAUGUGUUUGUAGUAAUUCUUUGUUUUCUUUUUAUUGAGAAAGUCUCGCACUGUCGCCUGGGCUGGAGGGCAGUGGCGUGAUCUCGGCUCACUGCAACCUCCACCUCCUACGUUCAAGAGAUUCUUCCAUCUCAGCCUCCCGAGUAGCUGAGAUUAUAGGCGCCUGCCACCACACCCAGCUAAUUUUUGUAUUUUUAGUAGAGACAGGGUUUCACCAUGUUGGCCAAGCUGGUCUUGAACUCCUGACCUCGUGAUUCACCCUCCUUAGCCUCCCAAAGUGCUGGGAUUACAGGUGUGAGCCUGGUCUGUUUGUAGUAAUCUUAGGCACCAAGUCCCCCUCAUCUCCUAGUACCAUUCUCCUCUCUGCUCAGGUAAAUGUCACAUUGUGCCCAGAAUGGAUGACCAGGAAUCUUCAGAGUGGCUGAGAAGAUUGCAGAGUUAUAAUAAAUUGCGAACUUGUGUA